AUAAGAGAGUUUUGGAAAGAGGCCAUUAGGUUAACACUGUUAUAUUCUAGCAGAACUUACAGAGAGCAAUUAUGUUAUAGAACUAUCUUACCUUUAGAACGCAGAAUUCCAAUCUUUAACAUUUCUUGUGAUAUAUUAUAACACAAUCAUAAGAACAGCGAAAACAUUCGAUGUUCUUUUAUUCUUUGAUUUGUUUUGUGCAUUCAUAGGAACUUUCGUGCAGCAUCAUUUAUCGGAGCAUCAGAGGGCUAUUUAGCAUUAGUGGAAUGGCAUCGGUUUUCUUUUCAUAACGAGAAGAAUGUUUCAGUACUAUAAGAACUGAAAGUUGUUAUUUUUGUGUCAAAAAGAAUGCAAUAGAGACCUGUAUCUUCGAUCUACACAAAAUGUUUCGUAUUUACUAUUUAGGACAAACAGAUUUUGUUUCCACAGAUGUGUUAAAAGGUCUAUGAGCGUGGCUCAAAGAUACUACUUGUUCGGUUCACCCAUUUCCGUUUACGCCGCAUGGGUAGUGUGUGUGGCGGAUGAGAAGUUGGAGAGAAAAAUAAGUGUACUUGGUGACAAUAAUUAUAUAGAUAAUGGCGAUUCGACCAGUGUAUAGACCAACUAUUGUCAAGAAGAGGACGAAACACUUCAUUCGUCAUCAGAGCGAUCGCUACAAGAAGCUUAAGAGGUCAUGGCGUAAACCAAAGGGAAUUGACAACAGAGUGCGCCGUAGGUUUAAGGGCCAGUACCUUAUGCCAUCCAUUGGUUAUGGUAGCAGUCGUAAGACAAAGCAUAUGCUACCAACAGGAUUCCGCAAGGUUUUGGUACAUAAUGUCAGGGAACUGGAAGUCUUGAUGAUGCAGAACCGCAAAUUUUGUGCUGAAAUUGCACAUGCGGUUUCUUCAAAGAAACGUAAAGCUAUUGUGGAGCGGGCACAGCAGCUAUCCAUCAGAGUGACCAAUGCUAAUGCCCGCUUACGCAGUGAAGAAAAUGAAUAAUGUGACUUAUCAUUGUAAUAAAAUAAAAUUCUCAAAUAUUUUAUAA
Messenger RNA from Schistocerca gregaria, 1026 nucleotides. It is a transcript of the gene RpL32, whose product is annotated as 60S ribosomal protein L32. The coding region runs from base 576 to 980 and encodes 134 amino acids. The record is from RefSeq and is a predicted model, not a curated record. Lineage: Eukaryota; Metazoa; Arthropoda; Insecta; Orthoptera; Acrididae. Gene Ontology annotation, biological process: translation. Gene Ontology annotation, molecular function: structural constituent of ribosome. Gene Ontology annotation, cellular component: ribosome; cytosolic large ribosomal subunit. The transcript is spliced from 4 exons.